UUUAAUGAAAAAGACAGUUCAAGAGUGUAACACUCUGGAAUUUCCUGUAAAAACAGUACGAUCCUGAGCAGAUUCCUUUGUCACAUUUCACUGCUGAAUUGUCUUUGCUGUGCCCGUUAUUACAUGACAGGUAGAGAGCCCGCCUCUGUUCCAACACUGAUGUUCCUACACUGCAGAAAGAUUCAAUAUUAUUUAUAGCACAGACUUACUAUCUCAGGCAUGUAUUACAGUUUUUUUUUUUUCUUUUCUUUUUCCACAAAGCAGCAUUACCAAAAUCCAGAUAUAUAUUUUUAUCGUGUCCAGGCCAAACUCUGCUCCUGUGCUACUUUCAAUGACAAAAUGUUAUCUUUAAAUAAUUGUAAAUAAGAUGGAAAUACGCCGAACCCUCGCAUGACUUUAAGAGGUGGCGCUCUUUUUGUUUGCGUCCUGCAGAUAGAAAGAUCAAGACAGAGGUUUUCAUCAGACGCAAUUUAUUUCGGUCGGCUCUGACGUCAAGAGAAAACACGUUUCAUUCAACAAGCAAGAAACUAAGUUAUUUAUAACCCGCUGCAUCUCCAGGUUGUGAUCCUUGAGUGCGCAGUGAAAGGAAUACUCCCCAUUGGACUGAUGUAGCGUGCCUCCAUAACAAAAUCCACACAGCUCAUGAGCCAUGGUGACAGAGAGGCACGGCACACUAUAACCCAAACUAGGACGCAUCGAUGGGAGCAUCCACGGCUGAUAAAUAGGGAUAUUGCAAAGAACUGCAACAAACUUUGUGUUUCAAAUGUUUUCUUUUACCCCCUAGUAUCCUCCCUCUUAGAUGACACUGGGUACUUUGAACAUGGAGAAUCUCUUUUCUGACCAGGGCUGUAAGCUGUAAAUUCAAUACUGAGAAGAUCUGUGACUGGCUGGAAAAUGGCAGAUAUUCUGGAGCUGCGCACAGAUGGAAACUCACUCCUGAAGGCAGUAUGGCUCAGACGUUUGAGACUCACCAGGCUCCUGUUGGAAGGAGGUGCAUAUAUCAAUGAGAGCAAUGAACGUGGGGAGACACCACUCAUGGUAGCCUGCAUGUCAACACACUCUGACCAACAGAGUGUGAGCAAGUCAAAGCUUGUCAAAUAUCUGCUGGACAACCAAGCAGACCCCAACAUACAGGAUAAAGCAGGCAGGACAGCUCUGAUGCAUGCCUGUAUCCAUAAGGCUGGACACGAAGUGGUGGAUCAUCUCCUCAGCAACGGUGCUGACCCCAGUCUAGAGGACCGGAGUGGGGCCUCAGCUUUGGUCUAUGCUAUCAAUGCAGAUGACAAGGAGACACUAAAAUUACUCUUGGAUGCAUGCAAAGCAAAAGGCAAGGAGGUAAUCAUAAUCACUACAGACAAGUCACCAUCUGGCACAAAAACCACCAAACAGUAUCUUAAUGUCCCCCCAUCUCCAGAGCUGAUUGAGAGGUCUUCCUCAGAAUACUGUGCUUCUCCUUCUGAUAUUAAUGUUACUGCAUCUCCAACAUCUGAACAAGAACAACAACACACUGUCUUCAGUUUCCAGACAAAGCUAAAAAACUCCAGUGUAGCUGCAAAGCUUCCAAAUGGGCCCACAUCUCCCACACGCCGGCCUGCAAACCCUAAGCGUGCACGUUUGCCUCAGCUGAAGCGGCUGCAAUCAGAGCCUUGGGGGUUGAUUGCUCCUUCUGUCCUGGCUGCAGCUGCCGCCCAUGAAGAGAGCAAGAAAGCUGGCUCUGAUGAGGAUGUAGUUGUAGGGGUGAAUGGACUCUCUUUGAAUAAGAGGUCAGCUUUAUCCCGACAGAACAGUGUGGAUGGGAAGGACAGCUUAUUCCCGCUGGUAGGUGAACAGUCCUGUAAAAUGACAGCCUCACUAUCAGUUCCUCCAACAUCUAAACCAUCCUAUGAAAGAUCUCUUGGCCAGCACCAGCCGCUGGCUCGGCGUAGUACCGUGCCCACGGAGCAGGAGAGCAGCAGCUGCAGCAGUGGACUAGUCAGUCUGAGAGACACAAUGCAACGGAGACGCCUGGGAAAUGAUCACUAUGACUCAGAUUCACAGCUCUAUUCAGACUCUGCCAUGUUAGAUUCUCCUAAAGUCCCAGUGGAACGAAGGAAACUAAACACCUCUCCACUUGCGAUGCUUACCAGUUCCAGAGAAUCUCUUGACAGCAAUGCCAGCACAUCCUCUCCCAGCACAGCACGCAGGCGUGCACCAGGCCUCUUGGAGAGGAGGGGCUCAGGCACAUUGCUGCUGGAUUACAUCUCCCACACCAGACCUGGCCACCUACCCCCUCUCAAUGUCAACCCAAACCCACCCAUUCCUGAUAUCGGGGCUAGUAACAAGCCUUCUUCACCUCUAGCUACAGGUAUUAGAUCUAUAGCUCCAGUAGCACCCAACACACCAAAGAGAGGAGGCCUCAAGUCGAAGAAGAAACUUGUGAGAAGGCACUCUAUGCAAGUGGAGCAAAUGAAACAGCUUUCUGAUUUUGAGGAGCUUGCUCAUUAGUUAGAGAUGGCAUUAAUGCAGCAAAUACUGUGGAAGUAGAAACGUAAACAUAACUUGUCAGGAAGUAAAUCCAUAGGUUCAGUUGUGCAUACACAGCCAUCUAGAUGUUGAAUGAUGUAUAAUUUAUUAAAAAUAAAUAUACAUAUAUUGAAACUAAGCAAUAUAAGUAGAUUUUGUCCUUGUGCAACAGCCAACCUUAAAAAUGAUUAUAUUUUGACUUCACAACAUCUGUUUUAUAUGUUUUACACAUUUGAAUGUAAAUGCCAAGACAUGGUACUUUUUUCCUCUCUCAUACGAUCAUGUAAUUGUAGAGAACUACCAGGGUUCAUUUGUAGCCAGCAGGCCGCUUGGGCGCCCUUUGUGCAUGUGUAAU
Messenger RNA from Melanotaenia boesemani (Boeseman's rainbowfish), 2857 nucleotides. RefSeq names its product ankyrin repeat domain 34C (gene ankrd34c). The record is from RefSeq and is a predicted model, not a curated record. The coding region runs from base 895 to 2484 and encodes 529 amino acids. Gene Ontology annotation, molecular function: protein binding. NCBI's taxonomy places the organism in Eukaryota, Metazoa, Chordata, Actinopteri, Atheriniformes, Melanotaeniidae. The transcript is spliced from 2 exons.